This is a messenger RNA of Maudiozyma saulgeensis, 3222 nucleotides long. The record is from the annotation of a GenBank genome assembly. Lineage: Eukaryota; Fungi; Ascomycota; Saccharomycetes; Saccharomycetales; Saccharomycetaceae.
AUGGCAACAUUAUCCAAUUUGAGGACGAAUUUCGAUAUUGAUCUUCUUGAUGAAAUAGUCGACACAUUCUACAACGGAACAGGUCAGGCACAGCAAAAUGCACAAAGAGAAUUAACGAGUUUUCAGGAUGAUCCUGCUUCAUGGACUAAAGCUGAUAAAAUUUUACAAUUCUCAAAGAAUAACAACACAAGAUUUAUUGCUUUGUCCAUACUCGAUAAGCUAAUUAAGACAAGAUGGAAGUCAUUACCGGAAGAACAGAGUGUUGGCAUAAGGAAUUUUAUUGUUGGAAUGAUCAUAUCGCUUGUACAAGAAGAAGCUCGAAACGGAACUUUAACAGAUAAUCAAUUAAUUCAUAAAUGUGACUUAACUUUGGUCGAAAUUUUAAAACAAGAAUGGCCGGAUAGAUGGCCAGAUUUCAUUCCUGAGUUAAUUAAAAGCUCCACAAUAGAUAUUAAUUUAUGCGAAAACAACCUAGUAAUACUAAAAUUAUUAUAUGAAGAAAUCUUUGAUUACUCUUCAGGUCAUAUGACUCAAGCUAAGGCCACGAGAAUGAAGAAAUCGAUGUCAAAAGUAUGUCUCCAGAUAUAUAUGCACAUCAUAGACAUAUUAAAAAUUGAUGAAUAUUCUGCCACCUUAGAGUUAUCUGCAUUGGAGUGUUUACUCGAUUAUUUAGAAUGGAUACCUCCAGAAUACAUAUUUGAAUCUAAUAUAUUACAACUUUUAAGUUUGAACUACAUUAAAAGGCCAGAAACAAGAAACGUUACGAUAAAAUGUUUAACUACAAUAACAUCAGUUACAAUCCCAAAGAGCCCUCAGCAUAUUACCCAAAUGGUUGAAUCAUUUAUCUAUGUCUUAAAAAAUUUAACUGCCUAUUUCCCUCCUGCUAGUUCAGGCCUUAAAUUAACGUAUGCAUCAUCAAAUUUCGUCAGACAACAAUUCUUCCAAGAUCUUACUACGUAUUUGACAAAAUUUUUGAAAGUUUAUAGAGAAAAGUUAGAAGUUGACAAUGCUGAGUUAAGAACAGUACUUUUAACAGCCCAUGAAUACUUAGUUCAGUUAACCAGAAUUGAUGAAACGGAAAUUUUUAAAACCUGUCUAGAUUAUUGGCAUGAACUAACCUCCGCUCUCUUUGUAGAGAUACAGCAAUAUCCAAUAGCCGAUCUUCUUCCAUCGUUAGAAUUGUCAUUUGAAAUGAAAGGAUCUGGUGCAAUGAAUCCACAAAUAUUAAAACAAAUACCACUAAAGAAACAUAUUUAUGAAGAAAUAUGUUCGCAAUUAAGAAAAAUAAUAAUUACAGAGAAAAUGAUAAGACCUGAAGAAAUAAUAGUGGUUAAAGAUAUCGAUUCUGGAGAGGUUGUCAGAGAGGUGGUAAAUGAUAGUGAAAUGUUGGAUUUAUAUUAUUCCGAAAAAGAAACAUUAGUAUAUUUAACCUAUCUGGACUUUGAUGAUACUGAACGUAUUAUUAUGGAAGAAUUAGAGAGACAGAUGAGCAUGUUAAAAAUGUACACUGAUGGCGAAGAAGAUAAUCAAAAUGGUUGGGCAUGGGAUAAUCUAAAUUGCCUAUGUUGGUCGAUUGGUUCAAUCCCAUCUACAAUUAGUGAAGAGAGCGAAAAUAUCUUCAUAAAAAGCAUUUUAGAUAAAUUAACAAUGAUCAAGGAUGCUCGUAUUACUAACUCUAACGAUAGAGCUCUAUUUGAUUCUAAUGUAAUGUAUAUUGUUGGCCAGUACCCCAGAUUUAUGAAGAACCAUUGGCAGUUUUUACUACAAAUAAUAGGUAAAUUAUUCCAAUGUAUGCAUGAUGCCAAUGAAGGGAUCCAAGAUAUGGCAUGCGAUACUUUUUCGAAGAUUGUGAGUAGAUGUAAAUACCAGUUUGUGAUAAACAAACCGGAGGAUGCCACAACAAAUAUACCAUUGAUUAAAAGCAUCAUUGACAAUAUGAGUGAUAUCACAAGUGAUUUAACACAAUCUCAACUCACCUCUUUUUAUAAAUCAUGUGCAUCUAUUGUUAAAGAAGAAAGAAAUUAUGAUCUCAGAUAUCGAUUACUUUCUGAUUUAAUGAAAUUUCCAAAUGCAACUUGGAAAUCGAUAUUGAAUAUUCAAUUAGAGGUAGAUACAGAUGAUAAAUUUAAAGCUCUUGCCAAAAUAUUAGACGUUAACAUAGCUGUAUGUGAAUCUAUUGGACGACAUUUUGCCUCACAAUUGGAACAGAUUCACUUAGAUCUGGUUGGAUUAUAUGGGGUAGCCUCAGAAUGUAUUCAAAAUGAAAUAAAAAAUCUGAAUGUACAAGCUAAUGAUACUUCUAAAAUUAGAGCAUGUCGUUCAAUCAAAAAAAAAAUAUUGCUCUUACAAAAACUUUUCAUUUCGGAUUUAAAUGGGGUAGAAUUUGAUAAAUAUCUUUCACCUCUGUUGAAGUUAUUCUUGGAUAUCAGCAUGAAAGAUUAUAACUCCGAGCCCAUAAAUUUCAAGGAACCUGAAGUGUUGUUAUACGCCAACAGCGUAAUUUUAAAUUGUGGUCAAAGAUAUCCGGAUAUAGUGGUUAUAAUAAUCGAAAAUACAUUUUUAUCCAGUUUAGAAAUGAUAAAGAAUGACACUGAUAAUUUUCCGGAUCAUAGAUUAUAUUUUUAUCAAUUAUUAAGGACCAUCACAUAUAAAAAUUUUCCUGUCCUGAUAGAAUUUCCAACAGAUGGCUUUUUUAAUAUGUUUUUUGAUACGAUAUGUUGGUCUUUUAAACAUCACAAUAGAGAAAUUGAAGAAACUGGAUUACAAAUCGCCAUUGAUAUGUUAAAUAAUGUCGACAGGUUAAACGAUAAUACAGAGUUCCAAGCCAAAUUCUACGAGAUAUAUUAUUUAAAGUUAAUCAAUGAGAUAUUGUAUGCGAUAACAGAUUCUGAUCACCAACCAGCAUUUGCCAAACAAGCUUUAUUAUUCAGAAAUUUACUAAUGUUAUCAUACGAUAAUAGAAUCCCUGUUUCCUUAGUUAAUACAGAAGGAAUUUCAGGUAAUUUCUCCAACACGAUAUAUUUAAAUGAGUAUAUCACAAAACUUUUAACGACUGCAUUUCCUAAUUUGACAGUAACACAAAUAGAAAGUUUUCUCAAUGCAUUAAUGAAAAAUUACAACAAUGUAGCAAUAUUUACAAAUACUGUGAGUGAUUUCAUUAUUCAGUCUAAAGAAAUCGGAGCAGAUCCAACUGAUUAUUUUUAUGACGAAGAGACACCUUAA